Molecule: messenger RNA, 1445 nt
Organism: Darwinula stevensoni
Lineage: Eukaryota; Metazoa; Arthropoda; Ostracoda; Podocopida; Darwinulidae
Source: the annotation of a GenBank genome assembly
GCAGUGAAACUAUGAUCAAAUGGAAAGAUGCCAUUCUGAGGGGACCUUCUCAGUGCAUCAGCAGUCCUAGGAAGGCGAUCGAGAUCCACGAGAGCCGCUUCCGGUCGACACGACCCAUCCGGUGCGUGUCGCCUAAAGGAGGGGAGGGGGUGGCAAGUGCAUUAAGAGCAGAGUUGGUGAGGCUAGAACCAAACUUGGGGAGGGAGGCUUCAGCCACCCAGCCCUCCCCUCACUACACCACUGCAUUCAAUCCAUUCACUCUAGUGAUCGUCUCCUUGAUGUCGGGGCUUCACUGCCGUUGGAAAUACGACCGGCACCUCUUCCCCAUCGAUAAGGACAUCCUCGUGAGGUGCGUCACAUAUAUCUGGCUGGUCGUUUGGGUCGAGCGGACACGCGCCUUGCCUUGUGAAGGACAUCACCGUGGCGAGAUGAUUCACACCCACUUCAAAUGGUUCAAAUGGACGGUGUCUCAUGUCCAAAGCUACCUAUGGUGUGGGAUGCGCACAGUGUCAAAUCAAAAAGUGUAUUUCUGCCCAGUUUGUCCCUACAUGUCCUUCCGCAAAGAUCAUGCUAUCUACCACAGUCGCCGACAUAACAAUGAGAAGCCGUACCCCUGUCAUAUGUGUGGAAAGAAAUUUGCCCGUCGAGAUGUCCUCAACACACACUUUAUGACUCAUAUGGUGUUCCCUGUACAUACCCACCUUUGGUGUGGACAGACAGCUGAUAACAAGAAGCUGUAUUUCUGCUCCAUCUGCCCACAUGUGUCUGCCCACAAGCACAAUGCUAUCAGGCAUAGUCGUACUCAUGACAAUGAGAAACCAUUCUGGUGCUCGUUUUGCUCAAAGACUUUCACACAGGAUACAGUGUCCUAUGUCCAGAGCUAUAUAUGGUGUGGGAAGAUGCGAGCAACAAGGUGCAAGCUCUACUUCUGUCCUGUUUGUCCCUACUCAACUGUUCAGAAAGGUCACGCGGUGGACCAUAGUCGCAAGCACAGCAAGGAGAAACCUUUCCAGUGUCCCAUCUGCUUCAAGUCCUUUUCCCAAAAAUCCAGCCUCAAGACUCACUGUAUUGUUCAGCAUUCCCUUGACCAUCACAAAAUCACUUCAUUUCUCAUCCAGAAAAAAAGAGGCCUUACGAGCGUGCACUACGUCCAGGCCUACCUAUGGUGUGGGGAAGCACAAAACACAGGGUGCAAGAUCUACUUCUGUCCUGUAUGUCCAUACUUUGGUCCUCACAAAGGCAAUGCACAAAGCCACAGCCGGAAACACAGCAAGGAGAAACCUUUCCAGUGCCCUAUUUGCUUCAAGUCUUUUUCUCAGAAGUCAAGUCUCAAGGAGGUGUUAUUGGAACUGCUCCUUCACAUCAUUGUCACCUUGCACUUCUUGCUCCUUGUGAUUCUUCGCAUGGUCCAAGCAAUUGGAAGUUGCUUGGAACCAGAUCCAGGU